AAAACAUCUGUCAUUUAAACGAGACUUUUUUAUAUCGUAUAUUGCUAGGGAAAGUAACCGAAACCCUGAAGAUGCACUCGUUGAAGGAGAAAGUGAGUAACGCAGCUAGUGCUGGUCAGGAGCAUCUUGACAAAUACAAAGCCCAUGUUGAAGAAAAGGCAGAGAAAGCAACAGCAAGAACCAAAGAGGAGAAAGAUAUGGCUCAUGAGAAAAUGAAAGCUAAAGAAGCUGAAGCUAAGAUGAAUCUACACGAGGCCAAAUCUGAACACGCGGCUGACAAACUCCAUGGAGCUCACCACCUGCCUGGCCAACCCCAUGCCCACCACAACCAGCCACUUGGGACUGGGGUGGCAGCUCCUACACACCCCCUUGCUGGACACCCUCCGGGACACAAUCAUCAUAUCUAGGACUUUACUUAAUAAUCUCGAGUCUUUAUGAUACUUAUUGUAAAAUAAAGUGUACUUCAGUUUGUGGUUUAUUAGGUACCUUUGUAAAUGGUCUGCCUCUUUGUAGCUUGAUCAUUGGUUUAUGGAAAUUUCUGUUGUGUUCCC
Messenger RNA from Daucus carota subsp. sativus, 551 nucleotides. Its product is annotated as late embryogenesis abundant protein 18. Bases 72 to 407 code for a protein of 111 amino acids. Lineage: Eukaryota; Viridiplantae; Streptophyta; Magnoliopsida; Apiales; Apiaceae. Gene Ontology annotation, biological process: embryo development ending in seed dormancy. The transcript has 2 exons. The record is from RefSeq and is a predicted model, not a curated record.